GCCAUGUUUGUCAAGGGCAGGGGACCAAAGGCUGGUGGCGACUUGGGGUCGGGUGCGGGACGUCCGCCAGCCGAAAGGAUCGUGGCUUAUGGAGGCCCCCGCGCCGCCCUCGCACGCGACCGCUCUGCCAGCGGAGGGCAGAUGCAGCUACUUCGUGGAGAAGAAGAAGCGCUUCUGCAGGAUGGUGGCGGCCGUGGGGAGAAGGUUCUGUGGUGAACACGCUGGCGCCGCGGAGGAAGAGAAUGCUCGGAAAAGAAUCUUGUGUCCUUUAGAUCCAAAACACACGGUAUAUGAAGACCAACUAGCAAAACAUUUAAAAAAAUGUAACUCAAGAGAGAAGCCAAAGCCUGAUUUCUUUAUUCAAGAUAUAAAUGCAGGAUUAAAGCAUGAAAUGGAAAUUCCUAAGCAGUUAGUUCCAUUUUCUUCUCUUUCUGAAGAGCAGUUGGAAAACUUAAUUAAGAAACUGAGGAAAGCAAGUGAAGGCUUGAAUUCUACACUUGAAGAUCACAUUAUGUCCCAUCCAGCAUUAUAUGAUGCCCUUAAUGACCCUAAAAAUGGUGAUUGUGCUGUCAAGCACCUGAAACAGCAGGCUUCUAUUUUAGGUAACAUUGAAAAAUUAAAGUUACUUGGUCCAAGAAGAUGCUUUAUUGAGUUUGGAGCAGGAAAGGGGAAAUUAUCUCACUGGGUCGAUAUUGCCUUAAAAGAUGCUGAAAACGUUCACUUCAUCCUGGUAGAAAAAGUGACCACAAGAUUUAAGGUAGAUGGUAAACACAGAAGAAAGAACUCAGCGUUUGAAAGACUUCAGAUUGAUAUUCAACACUUGUGUCUGAACAGGAUUCCUGUGCUGAGAGAAGGAAACCUGCCUGUGGUAGGAAUUGGGAAGCAUCUGUGUGGAGUCGCAACAGAUCUUGCAUUGCGGUGUUUGGUGGAAACCUAUGCUGCUAAUUUUGAAGAAAGGACUGAAGAACCUUCAGCCAAACGCGUCAAGAAUGAUAAGACAGAAGAAGAGAGUAAGGCUUUGUCGAAGGCAGGCAGUGAAGACGAUGCCCCAGAGACACGGACCCCGGUGGCUGGCAUUGUCAUUGCACUCUGUUGUCACCACCGCUGUGACUGGAGACACUAUGUGGGCAGAGAGUACUUCAAGGCGCUAGGCCUCGGGGCAGAGGACUUCUACUAUUUCCAGAGAAUGAGUAGUUGGGCUACAUGCGGAAUGAGAAGGCCGUCUUUGGAAGCCUCAGACACUACUGCUACUGCAGAGAGAAAAGAUGACCAGAAUUACGACAGUGAAGAGCAUGAUGAGAGAGGAGACAGAGCCACGGGCGGCAGCACUGACAGUGUGCCUGGAGUUCUGACUGCUGAAGAGAAGGAGAACAUAGGACAUCUUUGCAAAUUGCUGAUUGACCAAGGCCGACUCCAGUAUUUACAGCAGAAAGGCUUCAGCCCUGCCUUAAAGUACUAUACAGACCCAUCAGUAUCUCUGGAAAAUGUGCUAUUAACUGCCGUACCAGCUCAUCUGUCAUCGCAGAAAGCAGCUCAUUAAUGGAAAAGAAAUGUAAACGCCACUUGUCUUCUGCAAACAAAAAAAUUUAAUCCUU
This is a messenger RNA of Arvicola amphibius (Eurasian water vole), 1595 nucleotides long. RefSeq names its product tRNA methyltransferase 13 homolog (gene Trmt13). Lineage: Eukaryota; Metazoa; Chordata; Mammalia; Rodentia; Cricetidae. The transcript has 11 exons. Bases 89 to 1540 code for a protein of 483 amino acids. Gene Ontology annotation, biological process: tRNA methylation. The record is from RefSeq and is a predicted model, not a curated record.